Molecule: messenger RNA, 687 nt
Organism: Psylliodes chrysocephalus
Lineage: Eukaryota; Metazoa; Arthropoda; Insecta; Coleoptera; Chrysomelidae
Source: the annotation of a GenBank genome assembly
AUGACUCCAGGGAAGGAGCCAUUAACUUUACAAGUUGUUUUCCAACUGCUCCAACACCAUUCUCCGAACCGCAUUCUUCAAUUAUUUACUCAAAAGUUGCAGGAAGCAUGUAUUAAUACUGCGUCAGACGUAACCAGUGCCCUUCCCAGAAAAGUUGUUCCACGUUUGAAACAGUCUACUUACGGAGAAGUCUUAACCACUUCUGAAGUUUUGAAGAAACUGAAAGAAGCUGAGGAAAAGAAAAAUGCUAAAGGAAAUGUGGCUAAGCCCCGAAAAAUGAAAAAGUGCAAAAGUAAAGAAUCUGAGGAAGACGACGAAAAUUUACCACCUAUCAAUAAAAAUGUCUCAAAAGAUUUGAAAUCUGUGGAGUAUGGAGAAGUGAAGUGGGAGGAUUUGGAGGAAGACACAUUUAUCCUAGCAAAAUUCUCUGGAAUAGGCAAGCCCUCCAAUAAUAAAUAUAAAUAUGUUUGCAUAGUUCAAAAGAAGGAUGAAGAUGAUGGUGAAAUUGCCAUUAUAGGGCUCAAGUCAUUAGACGAAACCUGUUCUGACUUCUACAUCAACGAGAUGAUUGUAUCUUAUAUUACAAUUGAUAAUGUGACUGCUAUUUUUCCUAAACCCGAUACAAAAUUUGUGGGACGUAAAAUGAUUUACUCGUUUCCUGGUAAAGUAGACAGUUUCGAAAAUUAA